UUGUCAAACAGUAAAGUUUCGUUGAAUCCUCCGAGCGAAGUGUCGGCGGAGGACAAACCACAGAAUCUCAAACUGACUGGGAAUGUGAGCAGAACUGGAACAAAUUAACCGCAGUGAAAACAUUAGGCAUUUUGAAGGCUUAGCUUGAAACCUCCGCCUUAAAACAUCACGCAUCACCAGGGAAUAAACGGAGGACUAGCUUUAAGUCCAAGUCGAGCGUCAGUAGUUGGGACAUCCUCACAGCCUGCUGCCUCUGCUUCCGAGGUGCCUUCAAAAUGGUGACCCUAAAAGAUUCAAACAAUUUUCAAUAAAACCACAGGACCAAACUUUGUACAACUGCAUCUCUCUCAGCACAAACGUCUCAAAGGCAUUCCUCCCACCGCACCGGUGCAGCCAUGCAUCUGGAGGUUAAGGUCGCCCUCAACUUCAUUGUGUCCUACCUGUACAACAAGCUGCCUCGGCGUCGUGCUGACCUGUUUGGAGAGGAGCUGGAGAAGAUACUAGUGUCUCGUUUUGACGGACACUGGUACCCUGAAGCUCCCAUGAGAGGUUCUGCUUUCCGCUGCAUCCACCUGGGAGCCCAGAGAGACCCUGUGGUAGAGCUGGCUGCCAAAAGAAGCGGACUGGACACAGAGGAAGUUCGAGCAAAUGUGCCUGCAGAGCUCAGCGUAUGGAUUGACCCCUACGAGGUUUCCUAUCAGAUUGGGGAGCAGGGCCCGGUGAAGCUGCUCUACCUGGAGGACCCUCCAGGCCUCGUCUGUGAUGGUGACAGAGCUGAGGGAGUGAUGGCUGAGGGUAAAGGAGGCGCAGAGGCUGAGGAGGGCAAGACCAUGGGCUUUAACCCAGACGCUCAGGUGUUCGUUCCAGUGGGAAGCCAGGUAUCUCCUGCCCUCAUGCCAUCCUUGUCCAGCUCCCCGACACCUCUCUCCUCCCAGCCCUGCCCAGGGGUCUUUAGCUACCCCGGCUCCAGCACACCCACCGACCCUGGGGCCCACUCUUCCAACAUGUCCACCCCAUCUCCUCCCAGCAGUGGGAUUCCCUACCUUCCCCCUCAGCAGCCACCGUCCACUCUUCCUCCCGUCCGGCCACAGCCCAUGACCUUCACCACUGCCAGCUUUGCCGCCACUAAAUUCGGCUCCACCAAAAUGAAGAAGUGCAGCGGGGCCGGGUCGGUGCCCAGCUCCGGCGUCAUUUUGCCACCCCCCCAAAGGAUGCUCUCCCGCUCUCCCACCACCAUGUCUGCUCCAGAACUGAUCAAGCACAAGCCCCUCUCUCUGUCGUUGCACUCCCUUGGAGCCCCCAUGUCCAGCCAGCUCUCCCCCAAUGCCAAAGAGUUCGUCUACCCAGGAUCCCCUGGGCCUCUGUUCUUUGAUGCUGACUCUCAGCCCCUGCAGCCUCAUGCCAGCCCUUUCCAACCUCCCCACACUGUCAGCACCAACCCGCCCUUUGACUCCUUCUCCACCCCCCCUACCCAGAGCAUGAGCAUCAUUGGCAGCAGCGGAGGAAUCUCUUACAUGGAGAAGCCAUUCGUUGAAGGAUUAGGAAGCUACAGCCUGCAGUACCCAAGUCAGUCCUUCCAGCCGGUUGUUCUGGCCAACUAAGCCUUCGUUUACAAAGAGCUGGACAGUGAUGCUGAGCAGAAUUUCACUUUCCUAACCGGUUGUUCUCAUGCUAUCCAGUGCUAUUUAGAUUCAGUUUUACUAACAAGAAAAAUGUCUAACUGGUUACUGUUUCAUGUAACUGGAUUUCUAACUUUAGAUAACCUCAAGAUCUGUUUAUCUAUAACCGUUUCAGAGUUGGCACUGACACCAGAGUGACUGGGAUGAGUUGGUUUUUUUUCCUUCUUUUAUUCUCCCUUAAACAUCAUUUAUUCUGCGUUGAAUGUUGUCGGUCGGUGUUCUGCUGGGCUUGACUGAAAUAUGGCUCCAUUUUGCACUGCACUGUCAUGCUGUGAAUAAAGGACUUUGCCAGGUCCUGCAGGAGAGGAAACGUCUGUGGAAAAGUCAGCACUUUGCUCUGCAAUCUGCUCUGCCCUACUGGCCAAAAAUACAAAAAGAGACGAGGGCGGCGGCGGGGGGGGGGCUGUUUCUACAGUGUGUUGUGGCUCAGGCUCGUGGCGGUUUGUGGAGCAGGCCUUUCACCUUCUGGCAUGUGAACCCGGGCAGAGGCUGACAUGACGGGAAAGGAGCAGAAGGUUGUUUUUGAAGGGCUGCUGUGUUGAAUGUACUGUUUCAGUGCUGGGGAGGGUAGUGCAGCUGGAAAGGUUGGAGGGAGCCUUUGUGAAUGCGAGACCGAUGAAUCUGCGUUUAUGGACCAUAACCAGGUGUUGGCCUCCUCAGUGGAAUUCUGGGAAAUGUGUCUGUUUGCAUUAAUCUGCACAUGCAUGCAGUAUGUGAAGGUGAAUGGGCUGGUGGGGAGGGGGUGCAGCAGCUAAGCAGUAAGGAUCGUGACAAAUGGCUUAGCAGGACUUUGACACGAAGGAGAGCUUUUUUUUCCUUCCACACAGGAUGGAAAGAAACGGGAAGAUGGAAGGGAAGUGAGACAAAAGGGGAGAUGAGUCUGUUUGUGCGUUGUCCAUUGUGUAUUGGCGAAAGCUGGGGUGCUUUAAAACCCAGCGCACGUUUCUGGUGAGCUUAAAUGGUAUUGAAGCAAGCGAAAGGCGCAGACUAUUCUCUCCCUCCUUUUGAAAUUCCCCUGCAGUCUCUGCUGCUCAGCCUGAGACUGGGAACAGUUCGGGUUCCUCUGGACAAAGAGCAGCGUUUCUGAGAAGGUUCAUUUCACAGUGAGGUCACACGGUGGUGGUGGUGGUGGUGGUAGUGAUGAUGAGCCAUUACGGGGAAAGGUAACCUCCAGCUGUCCUGCACUUUAACACUGGGUUCCUGAUGCUGUCGGCACAGACAUCAGUUCCUGACCAUUUGUUUGGUUGUUGCACAUUUUAUUCUAAAAAAUGCUUCAGAAAUGUAGAAAGUUUGUACUUCAUUGCAUUAAACUUUAAUUCUUAGCUGUUAAUUUGAAUAUUUUCCAAACCUGAGGCAUUUUUGUUGACCUUUGCUCACUACGGUCUUGCAUUUGGUUUUUCAGAAUCACACUUUUUUUUUUUACAUUUUACUUUAAAGGAAAUAAGAUGGGGAUACAAAUGCAAGAAGCUUUUUUGUUGCUGUUUUUUUCUUGGCCCUUGCAUUUGAUCGAAUAUUUGUUAGCAUCUCCAGGAAAAUGUUGGUCCAUAUUAAAGUUCUUUUUGUUCAGAUGUUUUUUUAGUUUCAUAUGUGCUAAAUUUAUAUUUUCAGAAAAUAAAACGAAUAUAUGCAAACUGAGAGAAAAUAAAGAUGUACAGAAUAAAGUUUUGAAUGUGUAUUGUACCUUGUACAACCUUUGUCUCUAAUGACGGGUAAAUGUAUUUCUCUGCAGCUCUGAUGGCUCGAGAUGGGAAUGUUUACAGCAGGAUUUUGUUGGAGGAAAAACGGCCAAUAGACAUUAUUCUUUAGAUUUCUGAAGUAAUAUAUUUACCUAAUAGGCAGCAGAUUUACACCAAAAAUUCCUACAUUUCCUAAGGUUUAUAUUUUGAGCAUACCAAUGUUAAAAUCAUUUUUGAUCUUUUUUAAUUCCUUCAACUUUCUUUAUUUUUGGCCUUUUGAUAUUAUAGUUUCCAUUUUUCGUUUGGGAAAAGUCCUUAUUGUAAAUUGGUAUUUUUUUUACCCAGAAUUUUUCCAACUAAUAAUAAUUGGUUAACAAUCCAGGCUUUCUUUCGUUUACAAAGCUCACUAUUCUAGUACAAUUCCAACACCGUCAUAGUUUAGAAGGAUUGAGAAAAACAAAUGUGAUUUUUGAUUGAAUCAGCUGUCCUAGUUUAAAUAAGCUGAGAAAAAAUAGCAUGAGCUUUAUUUUGAAAGGAGGAAAUCUGGUCCUGGUCACAACAGUUCAGGGUUGCAGGUUUUAUUGAUGCUGUAACCAAGUAUACAUCCAUAAUAAAUGAAGGCAAGCAGGGAUGAAGAUAAAUGAAUAAUUUUGUACUCUAGUGUCCUUAUAACAGUGUGUGGGGUUUUUUGCACAUGGAAAUAUUUCAUUGUCAAAGUUUUAUUUUCUAUGUAGACUUUAAAGAGUUAAAUAGAAAUACAAGCUCAGAUGAUUAUAUGAAGAUCAAAAAUGGCUUUGUUUUUGCUUGUAUUUUAUUUUUCCUCUUUUGUAUCCAAUCUGUACACCCUGUAGAUGUUUAAAGAAUCUUUCACAACUGAAAUGCAAUGACCUGUUUUCUGUGCUGCCCCUCUGGAAUGGGGGAGUUACUACUGCAGUUUCUUAUUGUACCAGAUUCUUUUUUUAAGUUUAUAAUAAAAAACAGACUGACAAAAGUAAAGCAUGGAAAA
Messenger RNA from Oryzias latipes (Japanese medaka), 4361 nucleotides. It is a transcript of the gene tob2, whose product is annotated as transducer of ERBB2, 2. The record is from RefSeq and is a predicted model, not a curated record. NCBI's taxonomy places the organism in Eukaryota, Metazoa, Chordata, Actinopteri, Beloniformes, Adrianichthyidae. Gene Ontology annotation, molecular function: transcription corepressor activity. Gene Ontology annotation, biological process: regulation of gene expression. Gene Ontology annotation, cellular component: cytoplasm; nucleus.